ACUUUUAAGCUCCAUCAACGACUCGGCAAGGGAGCUCAGGGCUCUGUAUUUUUAGCCGAAAACAAGCUGGACAAGAAAAUGUAUGUCCUGAAAAAGGUGAGCUCACUGAACUGACUUAAACUUUUUAAUUGAUGACUUUUUUAUGGAAAAGCUUGUUGAGAAAUGAAGCAAAUUACAGUACUUAUCGUCUAUUAGUUUAACAGUGUGUGUGUGUGUUUGUGUGUGUGUGGAGAAGAAACUUCGAACCGUGCCCAACGGCCACUGUUCAGAGCAGCUGUCUAUUCAGUUAGAGAACCAUUCGUCGAAUGUCAAGAGGCUGCAUUCCACGGUCGUUUGUUUUGGUGUUGAGUUAAUAUUCUUAGCAACCAGAUUUGAAAGUUGUAACGUUUUCGAAAAAAUUUCGCUUACUGUCAUUUUUAUUCAACUCUAUGACAAAACCCCUUUGAUGCCGGCGUUUACUUCAGAAAAUAAUUUAGGCAAACACAAAUUCGUGAUCGAUGAUGAUCAAUUGAAGCGACCUCGAACAGCAAGCUGAUGUAAAUAUAAAUUGCAUGAUCAAAGGCAAAGCUGAUAAAACAAGUAACAGAUGUUUUCCCUGAUGCUUGCAAAACAUUUCAGUCCUUGGACAAAAUAUCAUUCAGGCUUUAUUUAGUUUAAGUAGCUUUACACUUGUGUUAUUAGGUUUUAUCGAUUAUCAUUGGCUUGAGAUUUACAUUCUUUUAGUUAUCAUUACAGAACCUGUAAUGCAAAACGAUCACAGUAAAUAAUUAAGGCAGACGCUAGGAAAGCUGAAAUUUGUUCAGAGAACUCCCAGCCCAACCUAAGCUCUGCGAUCCAAAGUUCCUAUGAAGAUCAUCAGAUAUAUAGAAAACAAAACAUUUACGGUCGCGAUCUCAGUGUAUUAAAAAAGCUGAGAAUUUAAAAUGCAAGAAGCUUCGACCCAUUUUAUCUUUAAUAUGCUUACUACUUAUUAUAUGUACGUACUUUAUAUUCUCUGGUCAGGCCUUUUAGUUUAAAAUAUGAACUCAACAAUUUCUAAAUUAUUUUUUGUUUAAAGUCACUUAGCCUUACCCUCAAAAGUUAUAUGAAUCUGCCGGCCCUAAAGUUAACUGAUGUGUGGAUUACAAGUUAUUUGUUUGAUUGAAACUUUAUAUUAAAAUUAACCGGUCGAACUUCCCUUUUAGCCCUGGCUAAAUUUAUAUAUCAUUGUUUUACUUUCGCAUUUCAAAUUGGUCCCCUUGAUGAUCUUGAGUUAUCAAAUUUUCCCCAUAUUUCUUUCUUAAAAAUACUCAUUACUGUAUCAAGAUUGACCACCAAAAUUUAUUCAUGUAAAACCACUUUAGCUGCAUGUUAAAAUAUAAUUUCUGCAAAACUGUGUUACUCACUUCAAAACUUACUCUCCUCCCUCUUUGUAUCUUUUUACUCUAAAAUAAUUUUCCCUUUUUGCACCCUCUUGCUUUCUCGCCAACUUCUCUAUGUGUGCUUGCCAUAAAAGUUGAAAACCUAGUAAUGUUGAUGAGGCAAAGUUUAAGCACUGAUGCAUUCCUCUUUCUUGCCCCAGAGCCUCCCAAAAGAGCUUUGCUUGCGAACUACUCACAAUAACUUGGAUUUUUAUUGCUGGACUAUUUUUGCUUUGACAAAGGUCUAGUCAGGCUUAGUUCAGCAGCUGUUGAAUCUCCUUUACAGUGGCAAAUUAAUUUUAGUUCUGGGUGAGGGUUCCUGUUCCUAGCAAAUAGCCUAGUCUCUGGCUUUAGAUUUGUUUUGGUCUGAGUCAGCCGGAUCCCUUCAUUCUAAUCCAGAUAAUUUUCUUCAAGCUUAUUCAAUGACUUGGUGGCAGAGAUAGACCAGACGAGACCAGACCACACCGGGGACUACAUCCCAGGCCUUCUCUUAACAAUUAAACAGUGUGUGUGGGUUCAAUAACAUUCCAUUAUCGAGUGAGGGUUGUGAGAUGGAUGGAAAUUACCAAUAACUGUCCUAAACUGUCCACUGAUGCUAGAAACACCUGACCUUGAUUGUUUUGAACAGUGUCAUUAUUGGUCAACAUAAUAUUAAAGUGGCCUGUCUCUGAGCAGAAUUAAGGUACAAUCUUAUUGAGCCUUAAACUGUUGGAGAGCACCUUUUAAAUGUAAGUACCUACGAUAUGGUUAGCCCAGCAUGCAAAGAAAGUAGUGUCCGAUAGCCCGGGGCUAGUGGAUUUUGCUAAAAUGAUUAAAAUGUUAAUAUGUUUAGGUUGAAUGCAAUGAUGAAGGAGAAGCCAAUAAAGCUUUCAAAGAGGUAAGGGAAAUUCAUGAACCAAUGAUUGUUUGAUUUUAUUCAGACAGAAAACUAGAAAGCUGAAAGGAGAAACAUGAAAAAUUUUUUAAAGUAGAUGGCAACACUUGUCUAGGUACAUGUAGUCAUGAGAGUGGGAUGGUCCCACUUCCAUUGGGAAAGUCUAAGGGCCUCCUGUUAUGGGAAAAUUUAAAUAUUUUGUACCCCCUAAAAAGUGCAUCAGUUUAUUUUGACUGACCAGAAAAAAAAUUAAUAUUUAGCCAGGAGGAUGUUGCCGUUAGCUAUAGAUACAUUAUUGCACUGUAUAUGUUUUAUAGGAAAAAGUAAGCUUCCAGGGGUUAUGCUAGAGCACUACCCUAGCCUGAUUUUUAAAAUGAUCAUAUUAUUACUGUAACAAUAUCUGAAUAACUACAUGUACAAUAUUAUUAUAAUAGAAAGUAGUUCAAUGAAAGCAGUGUUAAUUACUAAAGAGACCUUUAGAUUCAACGACGAGGACAACUAUGUGUGCAAAAUUUUCUCUGUACUAAGUAGUGCUCAUGCUUUGGUGGAAACAAGUUGUCAAAUGUUAGAGAUUUUUUAAUUUUGUGAUCAGUAGUGGGCUUAACCUCCUUCAACAGAGUUGAGAGUGCUGACGUUUCUGGUGAAAUUAAGUACAGUGAAGCAUUCUGGGGUCCCGGGGUGUCUAUUUUUUGACAUUAUGCAGAAAAACUUUUAAUCAAAUCUCGUACUUGUAGUUGUUCUAAUCCUCAGGGUUGUCACUAAGAUUUCAAGUUGCCGGGUAAAUACAACAAGUAGGCGGGGAAUCAAACGGCUGGGGAUUUCUUUUGGUUCUAUUUUUCUUCUAUUUUCCAAUAAAAGUAGCCAGGGGCCACUCUCUUAGUAGCCGGGGAAAAUCCCCAGCUCCCGGCUCUUAAUGACAACCCUGAAUCCUCAAAUCUAAUGGUCUCUAUUAUCUCUUACAUGUAUACCACUCUCAUCAAUUCUGUUUUGUAGGCCGUCGCUUUACAAGAACUUCAGCAUCAAGACAAACAUCGUUGUAUUUGUGGAUAUAAAGAAUUUUUUGUAACCUGGGAUAAGGAGGUUCGUGUCUGCUUUAAAGAUCCAUAAUAUCAUGAUUAGGCCUAGUCCUGGUUAUAUUAUUUAAUUCUUUUGUCAGUUAAAUACCAAAAGAUCAGAUAAUUCCCAACCAUUCCAAAUUUCCAGAUAUUGGUGAGGAAUGGUAUGGUAAAGUUAUAUACUGUUAAGAUUUGUGAACAUCUGGUUUGGCCAAACUAGAGACUUCUGUGUCUUAGAUUAAGAACUCUAGUUAAAUAUCUCAGAUUAGAAACUUAAAAGACAUUUACUGACUGAUUGCCUGAGUUGUUUUACCUGUCUUGGAAGCACUGAUGGCCAAGUGGUUUGGGGUGCCCUAUUUCAUCAUGGCCCCCUUAGGUUUAUUGUUUGCCUUGGCCUUUAAAACAAAAAUUAGUAAUGGUAACAGGACUGAGUGGAGUCCAAUUUGGUCUGUAAUCAUACGAGUGAUAAACAAAAUCAGACGACUGCGUAGUGGGAGUCCGAUUUGUUUAAUCACGAGUAUGAUUACAGAUCGAAUUGGACGACACAAAGUUCUGUUACCAAUUAAUCAUAACUUUAACGAAAUUUGUGAUAUAUGAGGCUCUUUUUUUAAUCAUAAGACGAAAAAUUCCGAGAUUGUUUUUGCUAGCAGUGAAAAAAAAAGCCAUUUAAGCGUGCGCGUGAUUGUGCGUACUGUCCAAUUACUCAGGCAUGAUGCGUACUGUCCUAUUUAACUGUCCUAUUAAGGCUGAAAUCAGGGCAGUUAAUAGCCAAUCAGAUUUAAGAAUUUUGUUAUAGUUAUGACUAAUACUUAAAUAUGAGGGGACUGUCUAAAAUAGUUUCUGGUGGAAUAUUGAUGACAGUUUCAUAUUUUUAGGAGUGUGCCAUGUUUGUGUGCAUUGUAAUGGAUUAUUAUAAGCUAGGUGAGUCAAGUUGUAUUCAAAAUUAAUAUUUUAAAUUUAAUAAACUGUUUUUAUCAUAUAAUAAAUUCUGUGAUUAAAAUAUUCAUAAAAAUUUUAUGGUAAAUCUGUCAUUUGUUUUUCAUUUAUUAAUUUGGAGGACUGUUUAAUAAGCAACUUUCACUUAUUUUACAAAUACAACUAGACUGUUAAACUUUUCCUUGGUUGAUUCUUGGCCGAGGGGUAAAGGCACUUUAAAGUUAGGAGAUGGACUCAAUGUGUGUGAGAACAAGGAGUCAUUGCCCUAACUUAUGACUGACUCAAAGUCUCGAGUUAGACUCAGUCAUACAGUGCAGGGUUCAUGAUUAUUCUUUAUUAUUUUCAACAUUUUAGGUGACCUGGACAAGGCUCUAAAGCAGAAAAGAGCAAAAGGCGAAGCCAUUCCUGAGCUUGUAAGAAACGUUUUUUACCAUACAUGUAAUUCGUGUUGAAUAAUGAUUUUCAUAAUACUGUGACCUAUUUCCUCAAAUAAGAGCUAACUCUCUGACAUAAACCAUCCCUAGAAUUAUAAGCUCCCAUCUACAUUUACCUGUUAACUAUCCUCACCCCUUAGGGUAACAUCUACAUAAUUAUAUGGAUUAAAAUCAUUGAUCUCAUACCAGGCCAUGCCUUUGUAUAAAUUUCUUGCUCCUUGUAGAAAAGUUUGAGGUAUUACAGCCUUUACUGACAGUUUUUGGUAAAUAUCUUUAUAAAUUAAAAUAAACUCUAACUAAUGCAAGAAGAGAAGAGUCUGGACGUGAAACAUUCACACUUGUCAGUUUUGGGGGAAAUCCACUGAGACUGAGAACCUGUGAAAAUCUCGGAAAAUAUGGAACUUCCUGAGAACUGUUGGGCUUCUCAUUGAAGAAUCCUGGCACUCUAAGGAGAGAAAUCUUGUGCCUUAGACUAAAAAAAGGUUGGCAAGCGCACCAAACUUCUUGAUUCAAACUAGCAGAUAGGUGGGGUUUGCUGAUGUUAUUGCCAAGUUAGUCACAGAAAACCAAAUUAAUUUACAUCUACCUUACUUUUUUAGAUAUUCGUUAUGACAAUAAUUGUCAAUAAUUAAUUGUAGUUGAAUGAAAAAUAUGUUGGACAUGCACAAUGUAGUCAGGGUGAAAUUGCUUUGAAUGGACAAUAUUCUUUCCUUAUUUGACAGGUUUUAAAAAAGUGGUUUGGACAGAUGGUUGAUGCACUAGCAUUUGUUCACAGCAAAAGUAUGAUACACAGGUAGAUAAGUAUGCAUGUCUUUGUUUAUACUUUUCAGACAAUUAAGUGCCUAAUUAUCAUUUACAGAUAAUUUAUAUUAGUCUGACAAAUAAAACAUUCAUUCUAAAGCAUCAAUGAUUAUUGAUUAUCACUGCAUUUCUUUAAUUGCUUGUAAAUUCAGGAACUGGAUGAUAGAAAUCCUAAUUAUAAUUUUUCCUUUUUGUGUUUGCUGAAACUUUGACAGAGAUCUCAAACCAAGUAACAUUUUUCUUGCUGAAGAUGGGAGUAUUUCAGUUGGUAGGUCGGUCAUUUUGAAUCCAAGAAACUUGAAAUUUGCAAGAAAGAAUCCCAGGUUAUUAAAAUAUUUUUGAUCAUACUGUAAUUUGAUGUCAACAGGUGAUUUUGGUGUUUCCACCAUCAUGGAUGAUGCAAGAACUCGCACAAGAACAACAGUAGGUGGGUUUCUUUUAGAUUUUCUAAACCUGCAUGUUAGUAAUGUAUGCAGUGGUGCAUUUAGGGGAGCUGCCCCUCAUACCUGAUACCUAUCUACUUUCAAAAUAUGGCCUUCACAGUGCAUUCCCACCCUUCCUUUGAUGGCUGCUAUAAUCUUCACCUCAUUCCAUGAUUUCUGGCCCGCCUUUUCUCUUUCUUUUUCAAUCAUGUGCCUUGCCCCUUAUACUCAUCUAAAAAGGAUUCCCACAGGGUUAAGUUGCCAAGAAAAUGAUUAUUUCAUGGGUGUCCCCUUAUCUGAGUGGCCUUCCCUAACCAUGAGGGUAGUAUCUGUCACUGCAUUGCCUUGUUACAGGAAAUCCUAGUCACACUCCUAAGGUUAAAAGUCUCAUGCUUUUGUCCCUCAGAUUGUCACUGACUGAGCUCCUAGAGAAGUUGCUCUUUUGAUACAAUGCAGUGUAUUGAACACUUUGGCCUUGUAACCCAGUCACUAAUAACAAUUCUGUUGAUAAAUAAUAAUAUUAUUGCAUGAUUGUUUUUUUUUAAAUUGAUUUUUUUGUUGUUAGGUACUAUGAACUGGAUGGCACCAGAGGUUUUAGAAAGGCCGUAUCCUUUAGUUGUAAAUUAACAGUGAAUUAAAACAUUUUGCUGCUUCUAGGAUGCUAUUUACUAUUACAAAACUUUCAUCCCUUUCGACGCAUUCAGAUAGUGGAGCACGGUUGAGAAAACAUGAUACAGCAAGUAAAAAAAAAGAAGGGAAACUGGAGAGAGCAGUAGAAGAAUGCUAUUUCUUUUACCUGUGCUCCACUAUCUGAGCGCCUCGAACACACUACAGGAAAUUCUGUUGCUAAGACUGGCUUUACUUGAAAAUUUGCAAAUUUUAUUGUAUAACAUAUACAAUAUUGAAGUAGUUAUUCAAUAAAUUUUUACUUAUUAUUUUACUGGACAACAAACCAAGUAUUUAAUGCAUUCACCCUCAACUGCCAGCAACUGGCCAUAUGAAACCAUGUGACUUGUGAUGUCAUCAAUUGCAACGGUUGUAAACCACUUGAACACUUAACUUGUGCAGGGGGGAGGGGACCUUUCAAACCCAACCCAAAUGAGCUCGAUUCAGUCCAUCAGGCAACAGAAAAUUGCCAAAUAAAUCAUGAAGCUUUGACUAGAAAUUUCAAUAAAAAUCACCUGUACUUAACUUUACGAUUUUACGAUCCUCUGGGUUUUCGUUAGUCUGCUACACAGCCGUUUUUAGUGUCAUCACGCAAUGCUCUAGUGGGGAGGAGCAUUGCGUGAUGACUCUAAAAAUGACUGUGUAGCAGACUAGGUUUUUGUGAAACGAAGCGUAGUAAUGUGCCAAGCAAAAGAAAACAAGGAGGAGCAUGCGAGAAGAGAGGGCGAAAGAUAAAAGUCUAGGGGUUAAUAGUGCCACUUUUUUGUCCACAUUUUGCCUUCUGCGCAUACCUGGACUUGGAAAGCUUUUAUCUGGCACAUGAAACUAGCCAGUGUAAUGCCAGUGAACAUUGAGUUGGUUCGUUGGGGCACAGCUAGUGACCAGAAAACGUCUCAAUUAUCUUCAAACAACGCUUUUUGGCAAGAUGUUCGGGGCAAAUGGAUAAGUAAUUCAUGUCCGGGUGUUGAACAUGUGUAUAUGUACGUGUUGUAUUCGUAUUUUACUGACCAGUCAGACACCCACAAAUGCUUUUCACUGAUUCUAGUGUAGUUAGGUCAAGAUAUGAAUUUUUUUUUUCCUGAACUAAGGUAAGUGAUUUUGAAAAUGCCUCUUUAUAGAUAUGGAAAGCUUUAUCCAAUUUUCACACUUUUGACAAUAUUUUUAUUUGAUUUGUACAUGGAUUUUGAAUAUGUGGUAGUCACUGGGUAGUAUAAAGUUUCAGUGAUUUUUUGUGUGGCCAUUUGAAAAGUUGAUAUUAUUUCCACCUUAAAACGUGCAAUUAUCCUUAACGUUCUUAAGGUAUGAUGAACGGAGCGAUGUCUGGUCAUUAGGGUGUAUACUUCUUGAAUUGGCCACUUGUGGAUUCUUAGAUGUGAGUUUAAUAGCUCGCAUAGCUGGCGGUUUGUUUGGCGAGAGGGUGAAAAACUGCGAAACUGCCGCAAUAAAAAAACCUGAACGGUUUCUUGUUGUUUCCGCCCAAUUUUCCGCGCGGCUUCGCCGCUUAUUUGCGCGCUCGACAAACAACACCUCCAGCUAUGCAGGCUAUGAGUCGUAGUAAGGUUCACUGUGUACUACCGCCUGGAUGGCAGUUUUCCUAUUUUUGUCUUACGAUAGAUCACGAAGCAGAAGCUGAAGAAGACGAAAAAUGUCUUUGGAUAGUUCUUCCUCUGAAACGCUCAUUCUGAAUUUAACAUACACUGCAUGUAGCUUUGCCGUUUUGAGUAGGCCUUGCAGAAAACAGUUAGCCGCUGCCAUGACUGACAAUCCCCCUAACCCAGCCAUGAGCCUCGAACAAAGAUGUUGAGGCACCAGUAACACUGUGUUAACUGGCAGUGGACUAAAAAGGGAAAGGAUUCAUUGGGAAGAGACUAGCAGAGAUCUCCCGCAGAAAAAAAACCGCCGUACACGCACACUGAAAUACUCUUAGCUCGCUAAUGCAUACGUAUUUCCAGCAAUCACUUUUCUCUGCCCAAAGGUGGAUGGAUGAGACAGCCGAAAAUACGCCAUUUGCACGGAAAAUACCCUUCGUGAUUCAGUGAGGAGUUUUCAGAACGUGCGAUAACAUUCUGCUCUCGCUGAUCACUAAAACAUACAGGCUUUUAGUUACAUUACAGUUAACUGAGCGUUUAAAAAUAUAAUGAUCCUUUUACGACGCUAACUUAAGUCUCAUGGUUUUGGAUGUAACUGACUCUAGUAAAAGUGAGCCUUUCUGGUAUUAAGAAACAUUAUCCCUGACGGAUAUUAUCUUAUUAUCUAAGAUAAUUAUAUCAAAAGUGUUAUUUUCUCUAUUUCUUUACGUUUAAAGCAAUCGCAGAUAUCAUCGAAGUUGUUUCAGAUCAAGAGCUCUCCUCAGGAACUGGAGGAAGUACUUAAAGACAUUGGAAAGGUUUGUGUUUGCUCGUCAGCUAGUCCAGUCCCUCAGCCAUGCACUUAUUAGCUCCAUUGGCUGGAUGCGUAACAGACUGCGGGGCGGUGGGCUUUAGUUUAAUUUACGGCCGGAACAAUAUACAGGGUUUUCAAAUGACUAAGUAGAAUGUGCUGUCGUUGCCUCAUGUCUGUAAUGGUUGAACAUGCUAUUCUUCUCGAAUAAGGACGAAAACUCGCAGACGCCGUCUCACACUGAGCACUCACUCACCUCUCUAAUCUGCCUGAGUCUUGUGGGUCCUAAAAGAACCAUUAGGGAGCUUAAGCAACAACGUUUUUGAGCGACGCACGUCAACCGGAAGUGGCCUUUUUUCAUUUUUUGACGGUGGUUUCGCGCAAAUUUUCAAUCAAAUCGCCUCUAUAAAAGUAAAGAAGCUAAGGAAUACAAAUUUUAUAUCAUCAAGGCAUGUUAAGAGGGAAAAUACCUCACUUCCGGUUGACGUGCGUCGCUCAAAAACGUCACUGCUUAAGCUCCCUAUUAGGUGCGUAACAGCCUGCGUAGCAAGCGCUUCCGUUUGGUUUUAAAGCAAAGAAAGACCGAGGGAUAGGAUUUUCGGUUUUGGCCGCGCGCGAAAUAGAACAAGAGCCAAAAAAUGAAAGAGGGAAAGGGGAAGAAAGGAAACAGUGGUUCUUUACCUUUCUUCCCCACCCCCUCCCCGUUCUUUUACUCGCGCCAUUUUUCGCGCGGUCUCGUGCCUCGUUCUUUGCUCCGAAACCGCACGGAAACGCUUUCUACGCAGGCUACAUAGUUUGGUGUGUCAUACUUAUUUUCGGUAGCUGAAAUACUAGUCCCACCCCAAUUCUUUGUAAUAAAAAAAGCUUUUUCACGAGAAAUGUUGCAGUUAAGGUGCUCUCUUUUUUAUUAAUGUCUCUUUCCGUAACAAACAUUAGAACCGGUGAAAAUAUAACUGACGCAUUUUUGCACCGUCAAUUUUCGACUUGUCUGACGACUUUACAUGUAGUGUACUGUUGUAGACUGAAACAGUAUGAAAAUUUAACACGAGUGGCUGGCGUAAGUUUCAGAAAACAGUUCUGCGGAGGAACCUUACCAACUUCAUUCCAAAAUGUGACGUUUGAAGUGCCUCGUACUUGUUUAUUUUACCUAACUUUAGAAUUAUACACUUUUUUUCUCGUAGACAUAUGCAAAAGAUUUGUGCCAAACUAUUCGCCUCAUGCUAAGAAGAAACUUUCAACAACGACCUACAAUGAAGUGAGUAUAAAACUUUUGUUAAGAUGGGAUGAGAAAGCUUUGUGAUGUCGUGCGUGUAUUUUGCAAUUUGUUUCAUAACUAAAUCUUUACCAAAAACGCGCGCUUUAGUGCACUCUCGUUGAUUACUUCGAGGUCACAUAACAGAGGGCCUUAGAUUCUGAGACAAGGACGACUACAAGCUAAGUACGAGAUUGUAGUGCUCUUGCGUGAGCCAACGUCAUUUUGGUGGGAAAACGUGAUGGCCCUCGUCAUUCUAUUACGAGUUUUAGCGAGAAUAUCGUAAUAGCUCUCUAAUAUCUAACAAACUCGUUCCCGUCAAGAGUUUCUGAACGGGUAUCUAUGACGUCAGAGGGCAAUAAUAAACACUUAAUGACUGGUCCCGAGGAAAAAAGUUAAUUUUGUUUCUCGAGAAUCUCAAUGGGCGCUUUCCAUUCAACCAAGACGUCUGGUUUGAAUCUUAGGCAACUUCCAGUAGUGAAAGGAACAGCAUUUUCAGAAAUUCCCAAAAACGAGGACAACCUCGCGAGGUAUACCCAAAUUUUCGGAAAAAUUUUCCCGGAUUUUUUUUCCAUUCAGCUUUGCUCCCGGAAUUUUUAGAAUUUUUCGUUGAAUGGUUCGCAUUUCGGAAAUUAAACAGUUUUCGGAAUUUCUGGGAACUUUUUCGAGAAAAUUUCAGUACCAUUUGCCACUGUUUCAAAAUUUUCGAAAGUUUUGGUUGAAUGGAAAGCGCCCAAUGUUUCCCGAGGCGGAGUUUGCGCACUACUUACUAUUGAGAAAAUCUCGUUCUCGUAGUCAUCCUUGUUUUAGAAUCUAAAGUUCUCAAAUUUUGCCGUCGGAACCAGUCAUUGAGUGCUUCUGAUUUUCACUCACAGAAGUUCUCUUUUGAAGAAGUGCACCUCUCUUGAUGUGUCCCUUGGAAAGCAUCUUUUCUCUACUUCACCAUUUGUUUUUUUCCGUGUGUGGGUUGCGAAUGACCAAAUUUGAUUAACGUGCUUGUUUGUCCAGUUUCCAGUCGAUCACUUAACAAUUUACUUUUUUUCCAGUCCAUGUAAAUUGAAACUGAUCAAAAGUGAUGUAUGGAACAGUGGAAUACUCAGUCGACAUGAAUUUGACGUGAAUGUCAUAUUUUGUAUAUUUUGUGACCUAUUUAGAACUACAGUAGUUAAACUGAAAACUGUGUCGUGCUUUAAAAGUUACAUUAAUUUGUGCGAACCUAGCGCGUGUACUAGGCUGAUAGGAACUUUUCUCUACAUUCAGAGAAUUAGCUGAGUUACCAUACGUGAAGAGCUGUAUUGCACUUGGUGAUAAUAAACCUAACAAUGCCGCUACCAAAGGAAGUUCAGCAUCUCCCAGUAAAGGCGUCAAAGGAGCCAAAAAGGAAAGUAAGUGACUGUGGGUUGUUGAAUAACUAGGCAAUGCAGCUUGAAAAGAUAUUGUAUUACAAACGCUACUAGUAAUAACCAAAGGCUACGGAGUGCGGGCGACAACGAUGGAAGGUUAAAAAGCUUCUUCUCCAACGCUGUGCUUUGCGUAAGUUUCAAGUGACAGAUGGACAGGUCAACGCGUGUUCAGAUUACGAGUGAUCGAAGGUCCAAACGCCCGUGAUCAAAUUGCGUUAUGUACAUUCCCUUCAUUCUUAAUGGAAGCCGAACCGAAUGCUGGCUACAUACAUACAACGCAUGCGUAAUAACAACCUGGAGAUUACGAUUGCGGGCUCCUCUUGUCGCUCGCAAAAAAUUGUAAGAAUACGAAAUGAUUUAAACAAAUGGUGAUAUACUUUACAUAUAGAGGGGAUGUGAUCCAAUUCGGUGAUUGCAAAAACCCUGCUCGGGGUGUCGACUUAGUGUCCGUAGACUUCUAAAUUCGGACUGGACUCGGUAAUACAGGGGUGCGAGAGGAAUUUUUUUUUGAAAGCAUUAGCAUUAAGUAAGAAUUAAGGUUGAUUUCCACUGACGCGUCUUUGGCUACUCAAUCUGCUCGCAUAUUAGAACUUGGCAGCGAGCCAAAUGUAGUGACUCAAGAUAUUUCUGAAGUUCUUAGCCUCAGAUGUAGUCAGUACUACUUUGCUUUCACAUUGAACAAUACAGUCGACUAGUAGCCUGUAGAAGUAAUAACAGUACUUUCUAGUUGAGACUGUAGUUUUUGGCUGGUAGUUGAGUGUUUGGCCUCUCUUCAGUAAAGCUGAAAAAUAUGUAACAGAGUCUUGCCGUUACCUCUGCUAGUUGCAAGCGAGUGUACACAAGCAUUCGAUAUCGCGACAAAUGGAGCUGCACACACAAUUUUCCUUUCUUUUAUCCUCAGCUGUGAAGCCCGUACCUAAAGACAAAGGUGUUUUAAAAGUUCUUGGUAAGCGUUUUAGAUUUUUACUUGUACUGUAAGUAUGUUGUAAAAUCCAGUGCAGGAAUAAUAGACAAAAGAAGGAGUUUGGUACAAACCGGAGCGAGCAAUUCGUAUGAAUCCGUUUCACGGCGUUAAUUUAUUUUUUAGGCUGAUUUUGACGAGUAUCUAGGCCAUCGCAUGAUUUCCUCAAACUACCUAGUAAAAGGCACAGACCAGAAAACGGUAGUUCCUUGCCAUUUUCAUAAUAUACACUUCGAUGUGUUCCCUUAUGCGGAGCGGAAGUUCCCUUUUCGAGGAAGCAAGUACUCUAAAAUGUCUCAGUUGACUGGUUUGUGAAAACGCCGUGGCAUAGGCCUAGUAUGGAAGUCAAAGAGUCUCCAGUAAAAUAAGAUUAUCGAGAAGACCCGGCAUUCUGUGACAUUACAGCUUUAAAGGUAAAAAGUCUUUUGAUUUCAGACGAGGCAAAGAGGGCUAAUUAACAUGAAUGUAAAAGAAAAUUAAUAUUGCUACCAUUUGGAAUAUGCAAGGUGUAUCCUGGUGCCUUCUGGUCUUUUAACGCCUUUGGCCUUGCCACAUAUGGGAACGCUGGCCCUUAUUCUUGAUAACUCAGUUUACUCGCUUUGAAAUUUAAUUAUUGCACUCUAUUUAUCCACUUUGUAUCCUCCGCUCUAGAGUACAUGAAGGAAAACAAAGACAGCGUUGCUUGUCAGGUAAAAAUCUAUUUUGCUUUAAGUGACUAAUUUUCCCUUGGUAUUGUAGUACUGUAAAUUGAGAAGGUAUGAUGAAUACGUCUUGAUCAAAUCCAACUUAACUUUGUUCGUCAGGUUCAAGCACUUAAGUACCUUGAACAGCUCACCAGAAAGCAAGGUAAAUAUUUUGUUAUGAUAGCUUCAUUCUACUUUUUUUUAAAGAAACGUCGGAGCUAUUAAAAAACAGUUUUGAUGAGUAGUAAUUAAGUCGUCUUUCUUGGCUUACUUUUUGAUUUUCUUCAAACUCAGUCAAGGUUUUACUUAUGAAAGAAGGGAAUCGUAAAAGAGAGGAAUAAAAAUACUUACUGAAACAAAGGAUAAAAAUAAUGUGGCGAAGAGCGAUCCAUUGAUUCUGACCACCAAUUUUUGUUGGCCCCCUGACUACACCGUAGUACGUAGUUGUUAUGCAAGAAUAGGGAGCUUAAGCAGCGACGUUUUUGAGCGACGCACGUCAACCGGAAGUGAGGUAUUUUCCCUCUUAACAUGCCUUGAUGAUAUAAAAUUUGUAUUCCUUAGCUUUUUUACUGUUAUAGCGGCGAUUUGACUGAAAAUUUGCGCGAAACCACCGUCAAAAAAUGAAAAAAGGCCACUUCCGGUUGACGUGCGUCGCUCAAAAACGUUGUUGCUUAAGCUCCCUAAUGUAAACUAUCAGUACAUCCCGGUUGAUUCUUUUGAUCCGCUUUUUAUUAACAAAAUGUCAACUGACUGUUUGUUUUAUUUUGUUUUAGAUGUGACAUUAAGAAAAAAAGACAAACUACAGAUUGCAGAGAUGAUGAAGAAGGAGAACAAAAAGCCGGAGCCUUCUAAAGAUGUUCAUUUUCAAGCUCUCAAGAUAUUCAUUAAUCUUUUCCCUAAAGGUACAGUGUAAAACUGUUUCAGAUAUUUGGUAAAUAGUUUUUAAAUGUCCUAUUUUAUAUAUUUUAUAUUGUUGAAAGCUUACGUCUGUUUUUUCUUUAGAAGGCUCCGCCAUAUGUAGGUUUAGUUUGUUGUUGGUUCUCUCCUUUGCUCCAAGAGGUUUUUCUCCGGUUACUCCGGUUUUCUCCUCUCCUCAAAAACCAACAUUUCCAAAUUCCAAUUCGACCAGGAAUCAGAUAGACCAAGAACCACUUUGUGGAUGCGCUACCUCUAAAUCAUUAUUUAUUUAUUUAUUAGGGAAACAUCAUAGGGACAACCUCUAGUUUUCCUUUUCAAGAUGUGUUUAUAAUUUUCAUUUUCCUCAUCUUGAAUAAAUACGUCAUGUUAUGUUAUGUUAUGUUAUGUUAUGUUAAGGGUAUGAAGCAUUUAGAAUGUGUCUGAAUGACAGUUUAGAGGGUUUUGCAAGGAAGAGUUUCCCUAGUAGAUUUUAUUAUUAUUACUAUUAUUUUUAUUAUUUAGUCUGGUAUUGCUUAUAGUUAUGCUUAAUUAAUUUUCCUUUUUAUGCGCUUUAAGCAAGCACGUCAGUUUUUGGAAUUUAUUAAUUUAUUAAGUCACAAUUUGUGAACAAGAAAACAUACACCAACAUAAACUGCGUUCUUUUUAUCUUUGAUGUUUGCCGGCUUUCAUAACCAGUCUUCUCUACUAACUAUGGUAAGAGAGCAAUAUUGGGGCACAAGAAAUUUCGUUUCAAAGAGAUUCACUUAAUUACGGUUCUCUUAUCUAACAUCACUGGUAAUCAUAUCAGACAAUAUAAGCUGGAGCUGGAGCUGGAGCUAUAAGCAUUUACGAUGCUUUUGAUGUUUCUUGUUUAACUUGUUUUUCUACUUUGUUCCCUCCCCCUUAGCUGAUGACAACGAUGUCAUGUUUACAGAGGAGAUAAUCCGCGAAGUUCUAGCUGCCAUGAAAGUAUGUAUACAACGUUUUCGGCAGGGUUCUUUAGACGUUUUUUGAAAACAGAACUAAUGUUACCCGCACUUCCAUAUGUUUAUUUAAGUUGACAGUUAGUGGGCUCGUCUUAAAGACCUGCAUCUUGCUUAAAUGGACGCCAGCUACCGUUCUUUGCUCACUUUCUUUUACUAUGAACUGUAUAAGUUAGACACCUCUUUUUUAUUCUGUAAAUCUCGGAUUGAAUAAUGGAGUCAUGUAACGAACAGGAACCUUAGUGCGCUGGUCCAAAAUGUGUUCAUCUUAGAAUGAGAUGGUUGUAUUAAAUGACACUCUCUUCUGUUCCUCAACAGUCACAUGCAGCCUCUUCAGAACUACAGGCCUGUGGUUGUCAGUUAUUAAUGGCAUUGUCAGCUGAUGGUGAGUAUGCUGGCGCUGAUCGUAAAUUUUCAAGUUAGAAUAGACUGCAAAACCCGGGGGGGCUUCCAUAUGAAAGGGGCGGGGAUGCUAGUGUUGAUAUAUUUGAAAAUGGUAUCCUAGGCCUGGUUCCUCGAAAGAUGGUUAAGUUUAACCCAGGAUUAAGCCAAGUUUUAAGCAAGGUUUUCUUGUCCUAGAGCAUGCAACUCGAGCUUACAAAAUACUGUUGUAACUUUACUCCGAAAAAAAGAAAUGAUAACACAAAAUGUUACUCUAAGCAAUGCAUAGGAAGGUAAAUACAGAAAGUGGAACUAAAUUUUAAUCCUGGAUUAGCGCUAUUCGGCCUUUCAGGAACCGGACACCGAAACGUUCGAUGUUAUCGUAUUACUUGCUCUCGUUGGCAAUCUUAGGCAUUUAAUUUAACUUGUAUUAAAAUUGUAGCACCACUGACUGAUUCUUCGUUACUUUAGAGGCCGCUGGGGACAUAAUCGGUCGCUUUGGUGGAGUUCAAGACUUGUUAGCAGCGUUACGAGCGUUUCCAGAUAACAAAGUCAUUGCAUCGCAUUGCUGCGGUGCGUUGUGGAGUCUGGCUGUUUCUGGUAUGUCUCCUUUAGAAACGUUGAGGUCCUUACGAUAAUAAAAGUAGCCACAACGGCGACGGCCGCAAAAAUCUCAACAAAAAGAUAAAAUUGCCUUCUUUCAACCUUAAUCGCGUUUAUUUAGCCUUGGUCAGUUCUUCAAAUGUUCGAGAAUUUUUCUGGAGUUGAAUUCAGAGUCUUAAGAACUGUAUCUAAGUCAAAAAAGAUAAACGUAAAUUUGUCUCGGUGUCUUCACGCUCUCCAUUAAAGGUCGAAUUAAGAAGUUAAACGUCUUAGUCGUACAGUGAACGUCAAAGAGAUGAGCAGUCAAACCCGGCGUUAAUACAGCCACAAGUGGGGAGCAUAGAGUGUCCGUAUUAAAAGUGGUUCUUGUUAUCCAAGUCAAAAGGCACCUUCUAUUGGAACAAAAUGCAAAAGAAAUUUUUACAUCCUCUUAUCAAGCUUCCAAUUAUUGAAAGAGCAAAAUAAUAACAAUAAUAACUUUAUCCCGAUAUUCUCUGUUCCAAAAAACCUUCAAGAGGGUUCACAAUAGGGUUCUUCAAUCCCUAAAUCCCAACCUAAAAUUUCGUGCAAUCCCGUAAUCCCGAGGAUUAUGUUUGGCAUCCCACCUCUCAAGCAUGCUUUCAAUCCCGAAUCUUGCUCCAAUUUUGCUUUCAAAUCCCGCAUCCCGAGCUUUAAAUCAGUGAAGGAAAUCCCGGUUACCGAAAAAAACCUAUUGGGCACCCUCCUUGAAGUAUGGUUCAUCCCGCCGCAGUUCUGCACUGAUUUUGACGGCUGAACUGAUUCCCUUGUCUAGAGGCAAACUGUAAGAUUGUGACAGAAGAGCGUGGGCUGGAAGAUAUCUGUCUUGCUAUGGGAAGACACAACUCUGAUGUGGAGCUGGUGGAGGGAGCCUGUUCCGCCCUGUGGUCUCUUUCUAUGGAAGGUAAGACGGUCUAACUUAACCUGAAGUUAAUUAUUCACAAAUACCGGCAGGACGGUGGUGAAAUUUGAAAGUUUAGCAGCAACAAUAACGUUUUUUGUGCCCAGAGUUGUCAAUAACUUGAUAUAAUACUCAAAUUAAAAAUACUUAGAGUAGCUGGUCUGUCAAAGUAACUGUAAAGCUAAACUAGAUGGGUGACCACAAGUGACUAAAUGCUGUUUGAAAACCACGAACAUAAAUGCACUUCUUACUUCUUUCCCGCUGUGAGACUGCUAAACGUAACUUAACUUUUUAAUUUACACACUUGGAUUAAUGGUAGAUUUUACAGAACAAACACAUUGAUAAUAUACACUCAAGGCUGCUGCCUAAGAAAAUUUUUUGGGAACCCUUCGGGCUCCUAAAAUAAAAAGCUAAGAGCCCGAGCCACAUUCCUAGGAGCCAAUUAAUCGAAAAUCUUGCUACAUGUAUAAAAUAACGUAGUAAAUUACAGAAAGGAAAUGGCAAAAUGAAUCAAUUAUUAUUAGAAGUUGGUAGAAAUUAAUAGAAUAUGAAUUACGUGGAUAGAAUCUUAAAUCUGUUAUCGCAACACCAAAAAAGCGACACAUUGUUGGUAUCUGCGUUUGACAUCGAAGAACCGCUUACCGCGUUUUGUUGUGUCGCUGAAAUUCGUGUUUGAGACCGACCCUGUAGAAAUGCGUGUCCAGUGCUUUUACUCAGUGAUCAUGGCGAACUAGAAACUGGACUCAACUAGUUUACUCAUAUCCUGGUCUCUUCUUUUCAGAGGACAAUCUGGAACCGAUGGAGGAUCUCAAUGUUAUAGAUCUACUCGUCGAUGCCAUCAAAAUGCACAAAAAGGUCAGUAAACACAGCUAAAAUUUACUGUGCCAAAUAGUUAUGCUUGUGUAUUUUACAUUGCUUUUAAAAUAUUCCUUUAAGGGCUUUGACGGUGCCAAAUGCCCCAGUGACGUCCCUUGUCGGUAGACAGGGUUGUUUGAUCUUUUGGUUUUAUUCCAGAUUUCAACUUCUGGGUCUCUUGGUCACUGGAUCCCCAGAAUAUUCGGGACCAGCUUGAAGGUGGUCCACUUUGACCGGUCUCGUCAUUUCGGUCGGUCGGACCGAAAUGUCCCUUCCCAUUUGACAAAAUUGUUGUCCCUAGUACCGCUCUUUUGCAUCCUGCUUACAAGAACAAUAACCAAACGCGCGGUAGCUUGGGACGGGUCUGUGCAACCGGAAUGUACCGUUCCAUUGGGCUUUGGCAGGUGGAAUUGCCGAAAUUUCAAACCGGAAUUUUUGUUGGAUGAAAAGGGCCCUAGGUCUCCGAAUCUCUUGUUCUCUGGAUUUGUAAGUUUUCGGGUUUCUGGGUUUUGGGUGGAGAAAGCUAUUGUCUACUAAAGCGUUAUUUUCUAUGCUUUAAUAGGAGGCAAAGGUCAUAAAGAAUGCUUGCAUGGCCUUGGCAAGUAUUGUAGAGGCUCGAGGUGAGGAUUAAGUAAUUAUUAUCAUAGGAAGAGUUUUAGACCCUGUCCUCUAAAUUACUGACCGCAGCUCGAAAUUCUUGUUACUUUAAAAGUUCCUUUGAGAUAAUGCUUUGCUUUGUUUACAAAUUUCCUUUUACUUCUUCAGAGGUGUGCGCCUACCAGCUACUCAAGGCCGAGGGAGUAGAGAGCAUCAUCACUGCCUACAAGUAAGUCAGUGCUCUCUGUCUGUUAAGUUGUUUUAUGCCUAUAUAGUGCAUCCUUCAAUAAAGGACUUUAUGCAGCUAUCUUCGUUGCAGCGUGGUCUUUUCCGAAAUAGGAUUACUCGUAACCUGCGAAAACAGCCGUCUCUCCUCAGUCGCUCGUCGCUGCCAUGGACGUUUCGCCAGCGUUUCGUCCCUAGCGGUGAGGAACCUGCCUCGUACCCAGACGCCUCUUUCUCGAUGAAAAUGUGCGCGCAAAGGAAGGCGGGAAGGAGACAACAGGCUUCGCCUGCUGUCUGUAUCCUUCCCAUGGUCCCUUGCGGUUCAUCACCAGUCACUCGCGUUUUGCGCUCGCCUCUACCACAAGAAAAACGAAGCGCCUGAGGAGGAGGCUGGGAAGGAACGAUGAGAGACGGUUGUUUUGCAAGCUAAGCGUUGCUAGUGAUGAGGAGCGAGGAGAGAGGGCUCUUUUCGCAGGUUAGAUAACGCGCUAAAACUCGCCAAUUCCAAGCUACAGACGAGCUUCGUGACAGCAGCGAAAUUCAUGCUUUUGUUCACGGGAAUGCCGUAGCUUCAGAAAACGCAAUUAUUUCCAAUUUUUGCGUCCUAAAUAUCUAUCUAACCGCCUCACUUCUUUCUUAUUGUUUAAUAAGUACCGGUAACAUCAAAGAAAACGACGAAGUUGUUGAAAACAUUUGCAUCCUCUUCUCUGAGCUUGUAGACUACGGUAAGUUAAUAUACGUGUGUGCUGUGUUUUUAAUUUCCAUGUAAAUUAAAUUGGGGAAAGGUUUGUUGCCUCAAUUGACAUCGCAAGAUACAGACUGUCUUCAUUUCCCGGCAGUGAGGAACACAUUUUGCACUGUUGACGUUUUGAAAGUUGGAAAGUUUAAAUCCUCAUAAAUUAUUGUCUCAAAUUUUGUUUUAGCUAUGACUGAUUGGAUAACAGUACUUCGUGUCGUCCAGUUUUAUCUGCAGUCAUAAACGCGAUUAAACAAAUGGGAUUCCCCCGAUUUUGUUUAACUACUCCUAUAAUAAUUACAGACAGAACUGUUCUCCACUCAGUCAGUAGAUUACCUUUAUUUAUCACUCACAGCACAAGUACUAAUACUUUUUGUUUCCUUUUACUAGAGGACAUCAAAGAGGAAAUGAAACUUAACAAAAACAUCACUAGCUUGCUCUCGGAAGCCAAGACAAAGUUCUCGGAUGAUGAGCACGAGGUAAAACUGUACUUUCCUGAGUGUUUUCCUUGUCUUUUGUCGUUCAUUACUUUUGUAAGUUCUCAAACCAAGAAUAGAGACUUAAGAUUAAAGGACAAGAACGAGGUUUGA
This is a messenger RNA of Porites lobata, 20052 nucleotides long. The record is from the annotation of a GenBank genome assembly. NCBI's taxonomy places the organism in Eukaryota, Metazoa, Cnidaria, Anthozoa, Scleractinia, Poritidae.